This is a messenger RNA of Mytilinidion resinicola, 432 nucleotides long. RefSeq lists its product as uncharacterized. The transcript has a single exon. The record is from RefSeq and is a predicted model, not a curated record. The coding region runs from base 1 to 432 and encodes 143 amino acids. Lineage: Eukaryota; Fungi; Ascomycota; Dothideomycetes; Mytilinidiales; Mytilinidiaceae.
AUGCGUGUCGUCUCCAGCAAGCAGCAGCACGAGGCCCGCCGCUCCAAACACGGCACGGCGCCUUGUGCGAUAGAACCCACGGCUGCCGUGCGCGCGCACAGCUCGACAGGGCGCGCAGCUCGAGAGCAGCAAGCGCGCGCAGGCGGCAGGACCGCGCCCGGCAGCGCAGCGACAGUCGCGACAGCUGAACGGCGGCGGAGGGCGAUGCGCGCAGCGGGCGGCGGGGGGUGCGAGGCGGGCUGGAUGGCGGAGAGCUCCCGUGAGGCUGGUGGUGAAAAACGCUGCGGCAGAGGAGCACUCACCAGGAUGACGAAGCAGAGCCGCAAUGCAUCAGAAACCUACGAACACCCGGGAAUCUCAGGAAAGAACAACUCCGGCAACGCAAGGGAAGACACGAGAGAGAGUCGCAACGGGAAAGAUGCUGUCGGAUGA